AUGCCUCCAUUCCAAUGUUGGAUUCAUUUUAAUAGUGACAAGGAUGAACUGACCUUUCGGGAUAUAACCAACUACAACCGUUUGAUACCAUUGAUCAGAGAAUCUAAACAACUGGGUCUUGGCGACGGUCCGAUCUAUUUGUACGCAAACAAGGAGCUCACUGAAUUCCUAGAUCCCGAACAUCCUGUAAAUACUACAACCAAUCAUAUCUAUCUAAGACAAGUUCCUGCUUCAUCUUCUAGUAAUCAACAAAAUAACAUAAUAAAUUUGAAGAGUAAUACUACUGGUCGUAGUGAAUAUAACGUAACUAAGAUUAUUCAUCUUCCUGCUACGAUUAUGGUACCAACACAUCCUGAACCAUUGAAGCUAUAUGAAAAUGCCCUCAAUCUAUAUGAUGAUGGAUAUUGGACUUGCGAUAUCUGCAACUCAGAUAACUUAUCACCAGAUGAAACAUUCUACCAUUCCCAAAACGAAUUUGAUAUAUGUUUAAGAUGCUAUCUACAACUUUCUAAAUAA
Molecule: messenger RNA, 516 nt
Organism: Heterostelium album PN500
Lineage: Eukaryota; Evosea; Eumycetozoa; Acytosteliales; Acytosteliaceae
Exons: 2
Coding region: 1-516 (171 amino acids)
Source: RefSeq, a predicted model, not a curated record